CACCCCCACUACCCGGUCACAACACAAGGCUCCACCUCCACGACUCCGUCGACCGCGUUGGUUAGCAGCAGCGAGCUUCCCGAAUCACUGGCUUCUCCUCCAUGCCGAGGAAAGACAGUCACCCACACCACCACCAACACCACCAUUCGUAUUGUUUAUUUUAAAUCGGCUCUGAAUCCACCGCUGCUGUCAUGGCCUCGGACGGCAUGGACGAACGAUCGCCGCUGCUGUCGGCCCCCAACUCUGAGAACGUCAGCCCGGUGGCCCCCCCGUAUCUGCAGGAGCCGAGCCCCCGAGCCGAACUACCUCCUCCUUACACAGCCAUCGCCAGCCCGGAUGCGGGGGGCAUGCCCGUCAUCAACUGUCGCGUGUGCCAGUCACUCAUCAACCUGGACGGCAAGCUGCACCAGCACGUGGUGAAGUGCACCGUGUGCAACGAGGCCACGCCCAUCAAAAACCCUCCAACAGGGAAGAAGUAUGUGCGGUGUCCCUGCAACUGCCUGCUCAUCUGCAAAGACACGUCCCGGAGGAUAGGCUGUCCCCGACCCAACUGCAGACGCAUCAUCAACCUCAGCCCGGUGAUGGUGAUCCCCGAGGAGCAGCCGGCCCAGCCCGCCCUGCCCGCCCAGCCAGAGGGGCUCCGGGUGGUCUGUGGGCACUGCGGCAGCACCUUCCUGGGCAGCGAGGACGCCAGGUCUUCCCAGCCUCUGGCCCCCCUCCCCACUGACGGCUCCCCCCCAGCCCAGCAACAGUGGAUGGAGCUCCGGUUUAAUACGCUAGCCAAGUGCCCACACUGCAAAAAAAUAUCGUCGGUUGGCAGUGCACUCCCUAGGAGGCGCUGUUGUGCGUACAUCACAGUAGGAAUGAUCUGCAUCUUCGUCGGAGUGGGGCUCACAGUGGGCACCAGAGACUUUGCCAGUCGCUAUAAUGCGGUGUACGUUUCCUGGGCGGUGGCUUACCUGAUCGGUCUCAUCUGUCUGGUACGGGCAUGCUAUUGGGGGGCCAUCAAAGUCAGCUAUCCAGAGAACAGCUUUGCCUAGAAUGGUGCCACACGAAACCCCUGGCUUGGCACAGCCCUGCAUGAAUGGAAUAUUACGCCACUUUUCAUUAUUUUUGUGCUUCUUUUUGUUUCAGAUAUGAAUGGGAGUGUUUGUUACACAGAGCAGAACGUGUGUCGUUCUGAAGUGUGUGGGUGUCUGUCUAUUAUAGGGUGCAUGUUGUACAUUGUGUUUUUAUGAAAUUUGCUGAACGUUUAUGUUGGUCAGUCUCCUCCUACUAGUUUCCAUUGUUGAUGAAACUUGCAUAUAUCUUCCAAGGUGCAGGGGCAAUGAGCCGAAUGGGAACACAUAGGCCUAUGAGAUGAGUCAGAAAGUGGGAUUUAAAUCUCUUUUUGUCUAUCCUUGUCACUCGACAUUGUAAAUGGAUCCCUUGCUGAGCCCAGAUAUUUAGUUUUCAAUCCAGUUGGACUUGAUGUCUCUCUCUCGCUCUCUCUCUCUGUCUCUGAACUUUCAUAUUUUGAUAAGCACUCCUCCGUCUUCACUUGGUGAUACCCAUUCAACAUGUAGUCUUUCAUUCGCAGACCAAAACAAGACGAUGAACUCCUAAGAAAUAUGUGCCCAUUGCACUGCGAUUCAUAUGCAAUAGUACGUGUUGUUUUGCUGCUAGCUAAAAUCGUGGCUUUCGGAAGCUGCAUGUUCAUAUAGUGUAUUUUAACCAUCUACUUCAGCCUUUAAAGGCUGACAACACAUUAUAAGUCUUUGAUUUUAACUCUCGAUGUGAGCAACUUUUAAACAAAUUGUACUUAAAAAUACCUGUGCGUGCCAAUGUUGCUGCCCAGUAUUAGACAAUGAGUGUUUUUGUGUGUGUGUGUGUGUUAUGGCUUGUUUGCCAUGCCAGUUGAGAAUUUAUACUUCAUUUUUAGUUUUUCACUUAAUUUAAGUUGCUUGGAGGAGAUCAUUUUUUAAUCGUUGAUUUUAAAUACGUGGUCAAUCCCAUCUGCAGUAUGAAUCCGUUCGCCACCUCAGUAUUUAUUUUUUGUUUUUUGUUUUGUUUUACAAGGUUGCUAAAGCCUUGAGAUUUGAUUGUGUUUUUAGCCUUUAGCUCCUUCUACCUGUGAUUUUAGAAUGUAAGCCUUCUCCCUCCUUGAGCUGGUUGCCAACUGAGUCAUGUCCUAGCUAGCAUCGCUAUAGGCUAACAACAUUGUGUCUUUUGAACAACGGACACAGUCCAAACUUCUAACCAUGUUCUGAAUGUGAUGAUGAUGGUGAUGAUGCUGUAUCAGAAAGUAUUACUAAUAACGAAAAUAAUACUUUGAACCAGGUUCAAAUUCAAUAGAUAGAACACGGUAGCGUGAGUGGAAUGAAAAAGAUGGCUCUCUGGUCUUUUUAAAAAUGAUAAUUUAUCAAUAAAAUGGAGGAAAAAC
This is a messenger RNA of Gadus macrocephalus (Pacific cod), 2422 nucleotides long. RefSeq names its product phosphatidylinositol-4,5-bisphosphate 4-phosphatase 2 (gene pip4p2). The record is from RefSeq and is a predicted model, not a curated record. NCBI's taxonomy places the organism in Eukaryota, Metazoa, Chordata, Actinopteri, Gadiformes, Gadidae. Gene Ontology annotation, cellular component: late endosome membrane; lysosomal membrane; plasma membrane. Gene Ontology annotation, biological process: phosphatidylinositol dephosphorylation. Bases 192 to 1040 code for a protein of 282 amino acids. The transcript has 8 exons. Gene Ontology annotation, molecular function: phosphatidylinositol-4,5-bisphosphate 4-phosphatase activity.